Limulus polyphemus (Atlantic horseshoe crab) is the source of this 993-nucleotide messenger RNA. Its product is annotated as serine/threonine-protein kinase 33-like. Gene Ontology annotation, molecular function: calmodulin binding; ATP binding; calcium-dependent protein serine/threonine kinase activity. Gene Ontology annotation, cellular component: nucleus; cytoplasm. Gene Ontology annotation, biological process: peptidyl-serine phosphorylation; intracellular signal transduction; protein autophosphorylation. Lineage: Eukaryota; Metazoa; Arthropoda; Merostomata; Xiphosura; Limulidae. The transcript is spliced from 8 exons. The record is from RefSeq and is a predicted model, not a curated record. Bases 1 to 993 code for a protein of 330 amino acids.
AUGGGCUCCAUUAAUUUUUUGAAGGUGGUUGAGGAGUUGCACAGGCCAAAUGCUUUCUGCUACACCUCCUUGAGUGAGUUAGAGACAUUGUUGGUACUGGCUGGGACAGAAAACAUCAGGGUAGCCUUUGAUAGUGUUGGAAUGCUGCAUUGCCCAGAUUUGUUUGCAGAUGGGUUUUCUUCAGUAAAGCCCAAGCUGGAUGUAACAGACUUUAGUUUAGCUGUUGUAAAAGGUGGAGCUGGACAAGAAAACAUGCUACAGGAUUCCUGUGGGACUCCGGUAUAUAUGGGUAACCCACAUCAUCUUGUUAGACAAACUCCGGAACUCUGGGACAAGAAGUCUUACAGCCAGCAAUGCGACGUUUGGUCAAUGGGAAUUAUCAUGUAUUGGCUGUUAUGUGGCUCACCACCGUUUAUAGCGCCUCAUACAGAUGCUUUGUCAACCUUGAUCAAACAAGCCAAGUUGAAUUUUGGAAGUCCUUCCUGGAAAGAUGUGUCAGAAAACGCCAAAUUUCUGAUCCAAGGAAUGCUUAGAGUAGAUCCAGCACAUCGACUCACAGCAAGUGAAGUACUUCACAACCCAUGGACUAAAGGAACAUCAAAUACCUCGUCGAAUUCCAACUUUCCACAACCAUCCAACGUUUUGGAAAUGAUGCAGAUGUGGCACCAAGAACUUCGUCACCAGGAAGCACCUUUACAGAGCGUCGAAAGUGAAAACGACUCGGAAUGGGAUAUAUCCUUGGACAGUUCUAGUCAAUUACAAGAAACGACAGGUAAACGGCAACCAGAAAAGUCAAGCCUUAGUUCGAAAAGUUCAUCUGUGACACGUGGAACUAAAGUUAGGUUUACUGGCAAGAAAACGUCUUUGUUGGAAGAUGUACCAGCUAGGAAGACGGUUUAUAAAGUAAACUAUUCUGUAUCUGUUGAAGGUGAUCUAUCCACAGCAAAUUUUGUAAUGAUUGUGGUAUCAUCAAUUAUGGAUAUAAAAUUCUAA